Messenger RNA from Solanum verrucosum, 462 nucleotides. Its product is annotated as 60S ribosomal protein L39-3. Bases 114 to 269 code for a protein of 51 amino acids. Gene Ontology annotation, cellular component: cytosolic large ribosomal subunit; ribosome. The transcript is spliced from 3 exons. Lineage: Eukaryota; Viridiplantae; Streptophyta; Magnoliopsida; Solanales; Solanaceae. The record is from RefSeq and is a predicted model, not a curated record. Gene Ontology annotation, biological process: translation. Gene Ontology annotation, molecular function: structural constituent of ribosome.
CCUCCGAGAAACCCACUAUAAAAAACCGCAAACUAGGGUUUCUACAAAUCCUCAAAUUCCAACUUCAGCAGCAGCAGUCAUCUCCGAGGAGGAAGUCGCCGCCGAUCGUGAAAAUGCCGUCCCACAAGUCUUUCAUGAUCAAGAAGAAGCUGGCGAAGAAGCAGAGGCAGAACAGGCCUAUUCCUUACUGGAUCCGCAUGAGGACCGAUAACACCAUCAGGUACAACGCCAAGCGCAGGCACUGGAGGCGUACCAAGUUGGGAUUUUGAGGUGGAUGGCUUGGAGUUCUCUUCAAGGUUCCAUUGAAAAAUUUAUGGGAUUUUGGUUACUUACCGUUUUGUUUAGUAGGAGCUUGUUUCUGAAACGAAAUCUAGUAGAGUUGUUUUCUACUGAUGUUUUGGGAAAAUAUUUUGGAGCUAUAUUCAGCUGAGUUUAUGUAUUGAAUGAAUAUUUUUGGAUUUA